AUGAUCUCUCCGGGUUCUCCGGCUUCCUCCAACCACCUAAAUAUGCUCCCUAGGUUAACUGGUGACUCUAAAUUGCCCAUAGGUGUGACUGUCGGCUGGGAAAAACACAUCCAAACUUUGUGUCCCAUAAGUAAUGGGUCAUUUACCACCCUUCUGUAUAUUUUUCCUGUUCCUAGAUUGCGUCUAUUGGAUGUUACAGAAAACCCUCUUACCUGUACCUGUGGCAACGCCUGGUUCAAGACUUGGGCUGUCAACAACAAAUACACACAGGUGUCCGAGCUGUACAACAUGCAAUGCGAUGACAACAGGAGAUCUCCCUACCUGUGGCAGUUUGAUGAUAAAGCCUGCUCCUACAACCAGGUGUCCUUCAUUCUCUUCAUCCUCUGCUCUGUCUUUGAUGUGUUGGGAGCAGCAGGGGCCAAAUUCCAGUAUGAUGCCUUCAUCUCCUACAGCUCCAAGGAUGAGGCCUGGGUGAUGGGACAGCUGGUGCCCAAUCUAGAGAGGCCAGCUAUGGGGGAAAAGAGGCUCCGACUGUGCCUCCACCACAGAGACUUCCGUCCUGGUGCCGCUGUGCUCGAGAACAUCGAAGCUGCCAUUUACAGCUCUCGCCACACAAUCUGCGUGGUGACACGACACUUCCUGCGGAGCGAGUGGUGCUCCAUUGAGUUUCAGCUGGCCAGUCUGAGGCUUUUAUUUGACGGCAGUGACGUCCUGCUGCUGGUGUUUCUGGAGGAGAUCCCAGAGCACUGUCUGUCUCCCUACACGCGCUUACGCAAGAUUGUACGGAAGAAGACCUACCUGCUGUGGCCCGAGGAGCCACAAGAGCGGGAUGCCUUCUGGGUCAGACUUAUAGAUGCUUUGAAGGAUAGAGAAGAGGAGGAGGAGGAGGGAGGAAGAGGAGGAGAAGAGGAAUUCACAAGGCUCAUUGGCUAG
Messenger RNA from Cheilinus undulatus (humphead wrasse), 933 nucleotides. Its product is annotated as toll-like receptor 13. The record is from RefSeq and is a predicted model, not a curated record. Lineage: Eukaryota; Metazoa; Chordata; Actinopteri; Labriformes; Labridae. The transcript has 5 exons. Gene Ontology annotation, cellular component: membrane. Gene Ontology annotation, biological process: inflammatory response; toll-like receptor signaling pathway; immune response. Gene Ontology annotation, molecular function: transmembrane signaling receptor activity. The coding region runs from base 1 to 933 and encodes 310 amino acids.